UCUCCCGCCCUUCCCAGCCUCGUUGUGGUAGAAGGCGCCAUUACGCCGAGCCGUCGCUGGAGCCUGAAGGGAGCCGCUACCGCUGGGCCGCCGCCAUGGACUACGGGGAGGACAUGGACCGUGAUUAUGGACAUGGAGCCUAUGGUGGCCCAAGACCCAUGGACUCUUACUUAAACCAAUCAUAUGGGAUGGAUAGUCAUGGAGGAGGUGGCGGCAGCGGAGGAGGAGGUGGUGGCGGCAACAGGUUUGGACCUUAUGAGUCUUACGACUCCGGGUCUUCUCUGGGUGGGCGAGAUCUAUACAGAUCUGGCUAUGGUUAUAAUGAACCCGAACAAAGCCGCUUCGGAGGUAGUUAUGGUGGUCGAUUUGACAGCUCCUACCGGAAUAGCCUUGACUCUUUCGGAGGUAGAAACCAGGGCGGGUCUAGCUGGGAAGCACCUUACUCACGUUCAAAAUUGAGGCCUGGGUUUAUGGAGGACAGAGGAAGAGAGAGUUACUCUUCCUACAGCAGUUUUUCUUCACCCCAUAUGAAGCCUGCACCUGUAGGCUCUCGGGGGAGAGGAACGCCUGCUUAUCCUGAAAGUGGAUUUGGAAGCAGAAACUAUGAUGCUUUUGGAGGACCAUCAACAGGCAGAGGCCGAGGCCGAGGACCUAUGGGAGACUUUGGAGGCAUGCAUAGACCUGGAAUUGUUGUUGACUAUCAUAAUAAACCCAGUUCUGUAGCAUUUGCUGCAAGAGGAAUAAAGAGGAAAAUGAUUCCACAGCCAUAUAACAAACCUGGUGGGACGUUUAUCAAGAAACCCAAACUGACAAAACCUAUUAUGAAGAUGAACACAAAAAAUCUACCUAAUUCCAAGCCAGAUGUCAGAAGUGAAGAGGAAGAAAAGCGACGAAUUGAGGCAAGAAGAGAGAAACAAAGGCGAAGAAGGGAGAAAAACAGUGAAAAAUAUGGGGAUGGAUACAGAAUGGCAUUCACUUGUUCGUUUUGUAAAUUUCGAACAUUUGAAGAAAAAGAAAUUGAAUCUCACCUGGAAAGUGCUGCCCAUCAGGAAACAUUGGACCAUAUCCAGAAACAAACCAAAUUUGACAAAGUAGUGAUGGAGUUUCUGCAUGAGUGCAUGGUGAAUAAAUUCAAGAAGACAGCUAUGCGCAAGCAACAAACCAGCAGUCAAUCUGAAAAUGUCCAAGCUGUUGAAAAAGAUAUAAUGGAAGGUGUUACUGCUGAUGACCACAUGAUGAAAGUAGAGACAGUUCAUUGUAGUGCUUGUAGUGUGUAUGUUCCUGCACUACACAGUUCCGUUCAACAGCACUUAAAAUCCCCUGAUCAUGCAAAAGGAAAACAAGCCUACAGAGAACAAAUAAAAAGGGAGAGUGUACUGACUGCUACUAGUAUCUUGAAUAACCCAAUAGUGAAAGCACGAUAUGAACUGUAUGUCAAGGGUGAAAAUCCUUUUGAAAAUAGUGAUCAAACUCAGGAGCAGCAGAUAGAGGAAGAAGACAAGGCUGAUGAGGCUGUUGAGGAGGAAGAGGAGGAGGAGGAGGAGGAAGAAGAGGAAGAGGAGGAGGAAGAAGUGGAGGAGGAGGAGGAAGUAGAGGAAGAGGAGGAGGAAGAGGAGGAGGAAGAAACAGAAGAACAAACUGACUUCACCCUUGACCACACUGAAGAUAACUAAAUGCAAAAAAAAGAGAGAGAGAGAGAAAAUUGAAGUGGGGAAAACAUCUUUUUAUUUCUGUUCCAUAGUGGCAAACUGUAAGAUACUUUCAAAAUAGUUUCAAAUAAGAGAGUUGUGUAAAAACCCCCACCCUGUGCAUGCAUUCCAUUAUGUGGAGAAUUUUUGUUUGCCAUUCGUUUAAAAUGAAGUAGAUUAUUUAGUUAAUUUUUUUUUUUAUAGCAAGCCAACUAUUAGAGCUGAUUAAAAGUGGUGCUGUAUAUUUUUUUUAAGUUUCCUUUCUCUUACUUUGCUGUUAAAAAUUAGAUAUAUUCGUUUAUAGUCUAAUCACUUGAAAAAGGAAAACUCUUUGGGUUUAAAUAGAAUGCUGAAUGACAUAAAAUAUUAUGUGGCUCAUAAUAUUUACCCCUUAGUGCAAGGAUGGUUACAUUUUAAAAAUUGUGCUGUGAACGUGGCUGUUUUGUUUUUUGGUUUUUUUUUACUACGUUGCACGCUAUAUAUAUUAGUACGUGUUAUGCCUUGUAGCUUUUUGUGAUAAGAUGUAUCAGUUUGUAGCAAUAAAAUGUUUUAGAAAUGCCAGUGUUUUUACUGUCUGUAGAUAAACACUAGCAUAUUGAAAUACAUAAAAACAAAAUUUCCCACUACAGAUUUCUCUAGCCCAGAGAUGCAAUACUAUCCUGUGGUGGGCUGGGGUGGAAUGGAAUAGAAUGACUCAGCAUAUGUCUGAUAUGAACAGGCACUAAGACCCAGCUGCCGCUGCCACUUCUUCCCACCACCCAGCUGCCGGGAAUGGCAUGGGCAAAAUUCCACCUUCCUCCGCCGAAGCCCCUGCUGCCCAACUGUGAAACAGCUGUAUGGGCUGGAUCCAAAGUCCCCAUAGGUCAGAUUUGGCCCCUGGGUUAUAAAUUGCCAACCCCUUCUCUAACUCAAUUUAUGAAUGUUUUUUUAUUCAACAUUCAAUGAUUUAACACCCUCUUGUUGGAUUCUGCCAUUUCAGUCUGCCAUUUGUCAGUAUACACAUCAAAGUUGUGCUUAUAUUUUAUACAUAAGAAAUGUGGGGAGUAGAAAUGGGAUUUUGUGCACACUGACUGCAGUCAUAUAGUUUACACUUCAGAUAUGCAUACUUUUUUUUUUAAACUUAUUUUUAAUUUAGCCUUUUAACCAAUUUAGCCUUUUAACCGAAUAAGAAUUAAGUUUUCAUAUUAAAAAAAUUAAGUCUUGUUUAUGUAAGUGGUGUAUUGGUUUUACUUAAAAUGUGAUAUUUUCUAAAAUAAACUGGCUUGGUGAACUUUA
This is a messenger RNA of Alligator mississippiensis (American alligator), 2963 nucleotides long. It is a transcript of the gene ZNF326, whose product is annotated as zinc finger protein 326. Gene Ontology annotation, biological process: regulation of DNA-templated transcription elongation. Lineage: Eukaryota; Metazoa; Chordata; Crocodylia; Alligatoridae. Gene Ontology annotation, molecular function: DNA binding. The coding region runs from base 96 to 1673 and encodes 525 amino acids. The record is from RefSeq and is a predicted model, not a curated record. The transcript is spliced from 10 exons. Gene Ontology annotation, cellular component: nucleus; DBIRD complex.